Culex pipiens pallens (northern house mosquito) is the source of this 1242-nucleotide messenger RNA. RefSeq names its product FLYWCH-type zinc finger-containing protein 1-like. The annotation marks the transcript as partial. The transcript is spliced from 5 exons. NCBI's taxonomy places the organism in Eukaryota, Metazoa, Arthropoda, Insecta, Diptera, Culicidae. The record is from RefSeq and is a predicted model, not a curated record.
UUAAUUAAUUUUACAGUUUCAACCUUUGAGAAUCACCGGCAGUUUAUACGGAGUCAACGGGGAGCACCACUGCUAACGUUGGAGAACUUUAUCUACCGGUGCGAACGCGUCCGGAAGACCCGCUCGUACUGGCUGUGCAUCCGGUACAAAAGCUCCAAGUGCAACGGUCGCGUAAUCUGCCAGGGAAACACCGUCAUCAAGCGGACUUCGCACUGCCAUCCGGACGACCAGCGGCGGAUAUCUUCGUCCAUUAUCGAGCAAACCAACCUGGCGGCCAUCAAUCUCAACGACUGGUACAAGCUAACCCUGGUACAGAACAAGCAACAGGGACUCUACUACAAAAUUGAGUUGGAACUAACCGCAACUUCUUCAUUCUUCCCAGGCCACAUCAAGACGACCAUCAGCACGACCAUUCCGUUGAGCCCGUCGCAUCAGAACGUGUUCUAUCGCGGCGAUCUGGGCGACCAGCUGAACCCGGACGCCGUCCAGUACAUCCGAAGUCGGCGGGGUCAUCCGCUGCUCGUGUACCGGGGGUACAAGUUCCGGCGAAACGGUGGCUGCAAGGACAAGGGCUACUGGCGGUGUGCCUCCUUUUCCAAGUGUCCCGGCCGGGUCACUACCGUCAAGUUUCUGCUGCGGGUCAAAAACUUCGAUGAUCUGUUGCGACCCAUUACGCCGGAAAACUUCAACGAAAUAACGUACACCCGAAGUCAGCGGGGCCACCCAUUCCUCAUCUACCGGGGCUAUCGAUACCGGCGCAACGGAGGCAUCAAAAAUCGCAUUUACUGGCGCUGUGCGACCGAGGCCAAGUGCCCCGGUCGGCUCACGAUCGUGGCGGGUGCGAUCGUCAAGUCGACCGGACACAAUCACGGCCCACCCCCGGAACGGUUUCCUGGUUUGGACUUUAUCUUCAGUCAACGUGGGCAUCCGCUGCUGGUCGUGGACAGCUAUCUGUACCGGAAAAAUCGCAGCAACUACUGGCGCUGCAUUCGCUGCACAAAGUUCAAGUGCCGCAGCCGGUUGAUCGUGAAGCCGGGGUCGGAGCCGAUCAAAAUCGAGGAGCACUCGCACGGGCCGGAAACGGAGAAGAUCAGCUGGGGCCGAACGGUGAUGGAGAACGUGCGGGCCCAGACCGCUGGCCAGAAGGACAUGGUGUUCCGGAUGCGGCAGCCCCACUGCAAGGUGGACUAUGUGAAGCGGCAAAAGAAAUGAGGCGUGCAAUAAACGAGUGUUGAAAGCGGA